CCUUUCUUAUCUAUAUUUGCUUUCGUGUACCUUGUGACAUAUGUAUGAGAACGUAUAGCAGUUUUGUACUGUGUGCGUGUAUAUUCAUGUAAAACGUCCUUUAUUCGCUCGUAGUGUACGUGGUCGGGUUUCUCACUUAAAAAGAAGAGUUACUUACACUUAAGAAUUUUACAUAGAAGUAAGAAGAAUUGGUUAAGAUAGUGUAAGAGGAAUAUUCUCUAAGAGCAACAAGUAAAAAGUAUGUUGAAGAGAAUGAAAGAAUACUCGAUAUAUUUAAUUAUAUUGGUAUGUAUAAAUCUAUUCGAUAAAUUCAGUCGUGUAACUGGCUCCCAAGUUUUACAUAUUCGAGGUAUACCGGUUUCGAAAAGUAUACUUUAUACUCCUGAUCGUAACUUUGAAUGUUUGGAUGGUAGCCUUUUGAUACCGUUUCAUUACGUUAAUGACGAUUAUUGCGAUUGCGGUGAUGGUAGCGAUGAACCUGGUACAUCUGCCUGUAGAAAUGGUUCGUUUUAUUGUAAAAAUUUUGGACACAAGUCUAUGUAUAUACCGUCAACUUGGGUGAACGAUGGUAUUUGUGAUUGUUGCGAUGGUACAGAUGAAUAUUCGUCUAAUAAACAAUGCGUUAACAAUUGUCACGAUCUUGGUAAAGAAGCUAGAUUAGAAGCACAGAAAGUCGAGGAAUUAAAGAGACAGGGUAAUAAGAUUCGUAUGGAAAUGGCUAGCAAAGGUAAACAGAUCAAAAGCGAUACGCAAGUACAUUUGAUGAAAUUAUGGGUCGAUUACGAAGAAGCUACGAGAAAUAAAAAGGAAAAGGAGAUAUUGAAGAUACAAGCCGAGGAAAGAGAAACCUUAGUUUUAGAAAAAUAUAAAACGGUUGAACCUAAAGACAUUCCUAGCGAAGAAACUACAAAGGAAAAAGAGUUAAGUCAGUCUGAAGUCGAAGAUUAUUUUAAAAUGUUAGAUUCUGAUAAUAGUAAUACGGUUACGAUAGCUGAGUUACAGACCAGAAUUACUUUCGAUAAAGAUCAUAACGGUGUUGUAUCAGAAGAUGAGGCUAUGUUCUUUUUGAAUAAUAAGAAAGAAGUUUCUCUUCAAGAAUUUAUUGAAACUGCUUGGGGUAAUAUAAAACCGUUUGUUAUGCUCGAACAAGGUAUAUUCACAAAACCAAAACACGAUGAAAUAGAAAAGGAAGAAGAAGAAAAGGUGCAAGAAACAUUGGAAGAGAAACAAGGUGAUGUAAAAGAGAAACAAGAUAAUGUAGAAGAGGAACAAGGUAAUGUAGAAGAGGAACAAGUAGAAGAGGAACAAGAUAAUGUAGAAGAGGAAGAAGGUUCUACGGAUGAGAUUGAAAAAGAGAUAGAAGAGCAAGAACAAGAGGUACAAUACGAUGAAGAGACUCAAGUACUCAUCGACGAAGCAACGAGUGCACGAGAACGAUAUCAAGAAGCAGAAAAGGCAGUUAAUGAUCUCAAUAAUGAAAUUAAACUAAUAGAAGAAAAAUUGGAACGCGAUUAUGGAAAGGAGGAUGAAUUUGUUACGUUAGAUGGAGAGUGUUUCGAUUAUACUGACUUAGAAUAUAUUUAUUCUCUUUGUUUAUUUGGAAAAGCGUCGCAGAAGUCUAAAUCCGGUGGAAAUGAAGUUAGUUUAGGUUAUUGGAGCGAGUGGGUAGGUGCGCAAGAUAAUAAAUAUUCUAAAAUGAAAUACGACAAGGGUCUUACGUGUUGGAACGGUCCAACUCGUUCAACCAUAGUUACUUUAACUUGUGACAAAGAAAAUAAACUUGUUUCUGUAACGGAACCAAACCGUUGCGAAUAUGUAAUGGAAUUUGCCACACCAGCACUUUGCGAUUCAAGUACAAAACUUAUGGAUACGCAUGAUGAAUUGUAAAUUCUUAUUUUUUUUUCUUUCUCUUUUUUUUUUUUAUAAACUGUGUUCAAUGGUGCACAUACCAGUAUAUACGAAGCACAUCAUUUGUGAGUCUUGAAAAUGAAGGACAUGAUUGCGAAGAAUUGUAUAUUAUUUUUUUUUUUUAUAUAUAUAUGUUUUCUUUUUUUUUUUUCUUUUUUUUUCUUCGAUAUAGUAUUUUCAAGCAUUAGACUCCACGAUAAGCAGGUUAGAUAUAUUAAAGAGCAACAUGUUAAAUGGAGCAAUGGAUUAGAAUUUUAGAGAUAUUUAAUUCCUAUUAUUAUAAUAAUAACGAUGCACACUGGCAUUUUCCAGAGGUCGUUGUUUGUUUAGCUAAUUUAUAUUGUAAGUCAUAAUGAUUGAUGGUGAUAAGCACAACACAUUUCUUUUACUCUUGGAGAGAUACAUAAUUUUGAUACAAGUCUUCUCAAUGAGAAGAGCUUUGUCAACGUAUUAAUCAAGGAAACACAAAGUUGAAUAGCAACGAUAUGAUCGAGACAUGUCUUUUGCAAUUAUUCGUCCUUAUAUCGGUGAUUCCACAGUGUUGGUUUCAGUAUCCAAAAAAAAAUUAAAAAAAUAAAAAAAAAUAAAAAAAAAAUAUAAUUAAAAAGAACAAAAAAAAAAUAAAAUAAAGGACUUUUAUCGAUUUGCAAUAUUUAAAAUUUACAUGUGAUUGUGUAUAUAUAUAUAGGUAUAUAUAUAUAUAAUAAUAAGCAUAUAUUACAUAUAUAUAUAUAUACGACUGAUUCAACUUAUUCAUAAAGUGUGGAUUGUUGUGCUAAAAGAUAAUCUAUAUCACUAAACAAGCAAAAAAAAGAAAACUGUUAUACAUAUGAUCAUUGCCAAUAUUAUACAAAUGUUACAUUCCUCUUUUAUACGUUAAAAAUUUCUACGGAGCGACUGGUAUAAUAAAAUAAGAUAUUAAUGAUAUUGUUCGUAGAAUUUUACUAAUGUGAAAAGAGAUACUUUCUUUUCUUUUUUUUUUUUUUUUGAAAAACUCGUGCAAGAGAAAAAGAAAAUAAUUGCUACAAUCUCAAAUAUAUAAAGUACUCUUCUAUCAUGGUAUUUUUUUUAUAUAUAUAUAUAUUUUCUUUUUUCUUUUCAUUAUGUGAAAAAUUCUAAUUUUCAUUAUUAUGCAUACGUAGAAAUUUUCUGACGAGAUCGAAGAGUAUACAAGCGAAGUAUUUUGUAAUUUUUUAAGUGUGCAUCCUUAUGGUGCAUCCAGUAAGCAGGUUUAAUAAAGAGAAAAGAAAAUCUGUUGUCAAACUAUAA
This is a messenger RNA of Vespula vulgaris, 3177 nucleotides long. RefSeq names its product glucosidase 2 subunit beta (gene GCS2beta). Bases 241 to 1887 code for a protein of 548 amino acids. Gene Ontology annotation, biological process: N-glycan processing. The record is from RefSeq and is a predicted model, not a curated record. Gene Ontology annotation, molecular function: protein binding; calcium ion binding. Gene Ontology annotation, cellular component: glucosidase II complex. The transcript is spliced from 2 exons. NCBI's taxonomy places the organism in Eukaryota, Metazoa, Arthropoda, Insecta, Hymenoptera, Vespidae.